AUGAGAUUACCGGAAACGCUCAAGAGUACUACCUCUGGCAUAGGCGAGCCUUUUCUCCAACCGCUCUUCUAUAUCUAUCCCAAGGAUGGAAACACCUUUGCGAACCAGCUCCAAUUAUUCUAUGGCGAUGCCCUUUUUAUCAGCCCCAUCCCCGAAGAAAACUCCACCUCUGUCGACGCCUACUUCCCAAACGACGUUUUCUUUGACUGGUACACGGGUGUCGCUCUCCACGGCAAGGGCAGAGUAGUUACUCUUAGGGACAUUGACAUUACCCAUAUCCCCAUCCACCUUCGCGGUGGCAGUAUCAUCCCUGUCCGUUCCUCGGGAGCGAUGACAACCACGGUGCUGCGCGAGAAGAGCUUCCAGCUCAUCAUUGCCCCCGGGUUGGAUGGAAAGGGCUUCGGCAGCCUUUACCUCGAUGACGGAGACUCUCUCGAGCAGACAGCCACGGUGAAUAUCGAGAUUGAGUAUCGCCGUGGGUUCCUUUAUCUCAAGGGUCAAUUCCACCCUGAUUCUCCUGUUCGUCUGGAGAGCAUUACACUCCUCGGUCACGGACCCACUCGGAACAGAAACAGAUCAUCCCCACGGGCUGGGAGCUCACCGAGCCAACCCAGGUGA
Aspergillus calidoustus is the source of this 618-nucleotide messenger RNA. The record is from the annotation of a GenBank genome assembly. Lineage: Eukaryota; Fungi; Ascomycota; Eurotiomycetes; Eurotiales; Aspergillaceae.